AUGACGAGAAAGAUUGUUCCCACAGUCUCUACCACCUCAUCCACCGACUCUGUAAAUCAAGAAUUGCUUCAAACACCCAACAAUUCUGGAAAUAUUUUGGAUAAGAAACCUGUUGCUCUUGAAGGAUGGUUUUCAUUGAGAGUGGUCAUUAUUUUAAUGAUCAUUGCUUUACUGGUGACAUGUUCAGUGUUGAUUUGGUUAGCUUCAUUUAUUGGUUCCAAUCAAACAUUUACAGAGCUGUCAAAUUCCUUAAUUUCUCAAGUUGGAAAUAAGAUUAUUGUGUACUUGAAAGGAGAAAUUUCACCCAUUUCAGGAUUGGCUAAAACGAUUGCAGAAGAUUUCAACAGUGGUGUUAUUGGAAGAAGAGCUCUGAAUUAUUUGUGGACGAAGAAUGAAAUUUAUCGCUUCUCAGGAUUUGGUGUCUAUUUUCCAAAUGAAUUCUAUUCAUACACGAAUUUGACAUAUUUUAAAAAUGGCGUUUCAAACCAACAAUUCAUCAUGUAUUAUAAACCAGAAGGUAUGAUUGGAGUAGAGGUGUGGUAUGCUAAUGAGACUGAUGGAUCCAAGGUCUCUAUUUUUAGUAAUCAGACGACACCAUUCAUUGUGUCACAAAGAGACUACUAUGUCACAAGUAUGAAAUAUUUUGAUUUGUAUCAAAGAGAUGGAGUGUAUGGGGAUACUUAUAUUGUUACCAAUAGCACCUCAGUGAUGUAUUAUUCUGCCAAGUUAUUUGAUCCUGUUUUAUACGCUGCCAAUAAGACUAAAAGCGUGGUUGGUAUUUCCAAAGUCAAUAUUUCUUUACUCUCAAUUGAACGGUUCCUUUCGUCAUUGAAGCUUCUUGGAAAUGGUUAUGUCCUGGUCUCAGAAUCCUCUGGCAUGGUUAUUGGAGGUUCUAUUAACACAACCGCUCUGAACAAGAUAUCUCGUGUCUCCUUGUUUGAGUUGACAGAUAGAAAUGCAGGAAUUCUUAUGAAAGAUAUUGCAAACAAAUACGGAGCACUAUCUAAUACCCCAGACAGUUUUCAAAUCAAUAGUAUGGGUGUCGAUUAUUUAAUUUACCGCAUGAACUUUGAGCUUGAAAAUUUGAGUUGGAAUGUUUAUAUGGUGAUUUAUAUGGAGGACGUCACUAAAACUUCUACGAUCAAUACUGGUAUAUCAAUAGCUAUUGCUACUGUUGUCAUUUUCAUAGGUCUACUAAUGAGUAUUGUUAUUGGCUACUUAAUUACUCAUCCAUUAAGGUAUUUGAAAAACCAGUUUAUGAAAAUUAAGAAAUUCGAUCUCGACAAAAUGAGCUUCACGUCGUCAAGAUUUAAAGAGAUUGACUCGAUUUAUGAAGAUCUUCAUGACAUGGUUGCGUGGCUUAAUGAAUUCAAAAGCUUCUUACCAGAGGCAAUAUUUAAUCAGUUGAGAAACAUGGAGGAAGAGGAGCAAAAUAUCAUUGACCCUCGCAAAUCAAAUACCUUGCAUGAAUCGAAUUCUAAAAUAGCAGUCCAUAAUGAGCAGCACACUAUGGUAGGAUUAAGUAGUCACGGAUUUUCAUUCUCAUCUCGUAAUGGCAGCAGUCUUAUUAAUAAGAAAUUAGAUCCUCAUGGUAAUUUAUUCAAAUUAGGAUUGAUCGAAAAGGAAGUGAGUGUUGUGACGAUCCGAAUUGUGGACAUGUUUAAAAGCGUGACAGUCUCGGAAAUCUCUCAUGUUUUUGCAAAAAUUGCCAAUGGAUUAAGUGUGGUUUCCAAGUCCAUGCAAGCUGAUGUUCAAGUGCUUGGCGUUGAUGAAUAUCGGCUCUCAUUCACACAAGGCAAGAGAAAGCCCAACCUGGCAGCCAUGGAUGCAUCUCUGAAAAUUGCAAAGACUCUCGAAAGUGCUUUGAAGAAUUUCGGAAAAGCGUAUAUUUGUAUUGGUAUUGCGACUGGAAAGACUAAUAUUGGAAAUCUAGGAACAAAUCAAAUGAGAGUUUACAGUAUUGUGGGUCCAUUGAUUGAAAAUUCAAAGAAACUCGCGUCGUUGUGUCACGCUCGAAAGUGUCAUAUUUUAGCAGAUUCAAAUUCUGUCUGUGCUGAAGGAAAAAGCGCAUUCGUGGUGAGACCAGUGGAGAGGUUGUUAAUUGAGAAUGAAACCUUCCAUGGCUCUGUUUCUUCCAUUUAUGAAGUCAUGAAAGAAAACAAUUUUGAAAGAGACGAAUGGAUGUAUGAGCUAGAACAGCAAAAGACUAACAGUAGAUUCAAAGACUUUGAAGCCGCCUUUUCAAUAUUUGAAGAUCGUAAUUUGUCUUCCAUGUCAGAUAGUAUCAUUUUGGAAAGAAUCAUGGAAUCUCAAAAAAUUCUUACAACACACUUAGAAAAACACCCUGAAGAUGCUGAAUCAACUAAUCGUAUUCUCAAUAUUUUGAAGGUGUUAAAUGACAAAUCCAAGUAUGAAGGGCAUCAUUUGGGAACUGCUCUAUUGAGCUAUCAUACUAUGAUGAAGAAGAGUUUUGAUGAAAUCCUUAUUCUAUCCAAUGAAUCUCUACACCUGUCUUCUGUUGCCAUUGAUUAA
Messenger RNA from Naegleria fowleri, 2532 nucleotides. RefSeq lists its product as uncharacterized. Lineage: Eukaryota; Heterolobosea; Eutetramitea; Acrasida; Naegleriidae. The record is from RefSeq and is a predicted model, not a curated record. The transcript has 3 exons. The coding region runs from base 1 to 2532 and encodes 843 amino acids.